AAGGGGAAAAAAAAAAAAAAAAAAAAGAGGCUCCUCAGCUCAGAUUUCACUCGUUUGCUUUUUUCCUUAUCAGAGGCAAAUUCUUAAAGGCCUUACAGGCUUCAGAAGCACCUCACUUAGGAAGAACAGGGCUUCCAGGCCUCAGAGAGCUGACUGCCUUUGCACAUCUGGCCUUGCUGCCUAGGGGGCCAGGGCCAGCCGAGAUUAAUCCUAGCACUGCCACCUCCUGUCUCCAGAACGCUGUCCCUGCCAGGCAGCAAAAAGCAGCCUCAAUCUUUAAGGGCAGCAACUCCCAUUGCAAACAUUCCUGGGAACUCUGCAGCCAGCCAGCCCAGCAAGCCUGCAGCUCCUGGUGCAGAGGUAAAAUGAACAUUCAAGAGUAUUUCUCAAGAAUUUCUUUUGAUGGCUCCCAUAAGGAUGCAGACUUGCAAACCUUAACAGCCAUCUUCCAGCAUCACAUCCAGGCAAUUCCUUUUGAAAACCUCAGCAUGCAUUGUGGAGAGACCAUUGACCUGGAUUUACAAUCUACUUACAAUAAAAUUGUGAAAAAGAAACGUGGUGGAUGGUGCAUGGAAACAAACUACCUCUUAUUUUGGGCUUUGAAAGAAAUGGGGUAUGAUGUCUGUGUGCUUGGAGGAAAUAGUUAUGACCCAGCAAAGAGGGCGUACAUUGCUCAUAUAAAUCACAUCCUACUGAAGGUUGUGAUCGAGGGAAGUUCCUACAUAGUAGAUGCUGGUUUUGGUGGUGGUCCCUACCAAACAUGGCAGCCAAUGUUGCUGAUUUCUGGGAAGGAUCAACCCCAGAUUCCUGGCAUCUUCCGCUUCACGGAAGACAGUGGCAUCUGGUACUUGGAGAAGGUCAAAAGGAAGCAUUAUAUACCAGAGGGAAGUGUCCCUCUCACUGAUACUCCAGGAAUGGGCAAUAUCAGAAAACUAUAUUCAUUCACUCUUGAGCCAAAACACAUAGAUGACUUCCAGGAGCUAAACACAUACCUACAAGUGUCUCCGGAUAACAUACUUCAGAAGAAGUCAAUCUGCAGUCUCCAGACCACUGAAGGGUUUUAUGCCUUAGUUGGAUGGACCUUCACUGAGAUGAAGUACAACUACAAGGAGGACACAGACCUGCUGCAGACCACAACCCUUACAGAUGAAGAGGUUGAGAAGACUCUGAAAGACAAAUUCAACAUAGUGUUAGAGAACAAAUUGAUACCAGUAAACGUCCGUGGCUUGCCACCAAACCUGGUGGAUACAAUAUAAUUCUCAACACAGCUAAAUGGGUCUUUA
Molecule: messenger RNA, 1283 nt
Organism: Numida meleagris (helmeted guineafowl)
Lineage: Eukaryota; Metazoa; Chordata; Aves; Galliformes; Numididae
Product: arylamine N-acetyltransferase, liver isozyme
Exons: 3
Coding region: 366-1256 (296 amino acids)
Molecular function (GO): acetyltransferase activity
Source: RefSeq, a predicted model, not a curated record